Baudoinia panamericana UAMH 10762 is the source of this 1068-nucleotide messenger RNA. RefSeq lists its product as uncharacterized. NCBI's taxonomy places the organism in Eukaryota, Fungi, Ascomycota, Dothideomycetes, Mycosphaerellales, Teratosphaeriaceae. The record is from RefSeq and is a predicted model, not a curated record. The transcript is spliced from 4 exons. Gene Ontology annotation, molecular function: oxidoreductase activity, acting on single donors with incorporation of molecular oxygen; ferrous iron binding; zinc ion binding. The coding region runs from base 1 to 879 and encodes 292 amino acids.
AUGGCAAAAGACUUGUUGGCUCCGGUGCAUUUCAUAUCUCACGGUACCGCGUCUCUCAUCCAUGAACCCUCACGGGUUAAGGAUUACUGGAAGAAGCUGGGUCAAGACGCACUCGAUCAUGGCGUCAAGGGCGUCAUUAUCAUGGGCGCUCACUGGAAUGUCACUGAACCGAACCGAGUCCGCGUCGGCACCAACCCGAACCCUAACUUCAUGCCACUUGUAGCCGCUGAUUCUGCUCUAUGGAAGGACCUGAAGACGAACACCGACAUCGAAACUAGUCGGCGAGUCAUUCGUCUGCUUCAAGAUGCUAACAUCGACGCGGUGGAGGAUCCUAAGUUUGAUUGGAUGAUUGACACGGAGAUUCCGCUCGUUGGCAUGUUCGGCACACGCCCUCCACCAGUUGUCAUAAUCUCUCAGAAUUCCUACUGGGAUCCGUGGUUCCAUAUCGAUGUUGGCGCAGCCGUUCGACCACUGCGGAAAGAAGGCUACCUAUUGAUUGGCUCCGGUGGCGGAACACACAAUCUGUAUCGCACCGAGUGGAAGUACACAAUUGGGUGGAAAGAUCCUUUCGCUAUGGAGCAGCCCCCUCGGCAAGGGGCUCUGGAGUUUCGACAGGCUCUCGAAGACGGGUUCUGCAAGAACAAAGGAGGUCCGCCAUUGAGGCGCGCGAUGUCCAGGUUAAUGAAGCAUCCAUAUUUCCGUGAGGCGCAUGGUACGGAUGAGCAUUACGUAUCGGCUUGUUUUGUGGCAGGAGCUUGCGGCGAGAAAGAGGAUGAGGAUGAACCAUGCAUCCUGGGAGCUGAAGUUUGGGAACUGCGAAGUCAGAGCGAAUCGCAAUAUACUCUGGGACGAUGGCCCACAGAAUGGCGGAAGCGGUAGCAGCUCGACUACAUAUGAGGAUCUAUCAACUGGGCAAGGCUUGUCAUCAAUCCGUUCUGGGUAGUAGCAGGAGCAGCCCAAGCUUAGAGUUGGGACGCUGUUGUCCGGAGCUCCGUGCCAUGUAUGAUUGAUAUGCCUCGUACUGCACCAAGAAUGUCGUUUGACUGUGUUUCGAGUCCAAAUUUAGGC